Vairimorpha ceranae is the source of this 309-nucleotide messenger RNA. Its product is annotated as pol polyprotein. The transcript has a single exon. The record is from RefSeq and is a predicted model, not a curated record. The coding region runs from base 1 to 309 and encodes 102 amino acids. Lineage: Eukaryota; Fungi; Microsporidia; Nosematidae.
AUGGAGAUAUUACGUCUUUUAAGUAGUUUAAUGGCGCUUGAUAACAUGGUGGAGAAAGAUGAAUAUAGACAAGCAAAUAUUAGAGAUAUCGUCAGAGAGACACGAGGUACAGAUAUAAUGACGGUUUUUGAUCUUAAAGAUGGGUUACAUAAUGUGAAGAUUGAGGAACAGGAUAAACACAAAACAGCCUUUGAAUUAUACGGCAGGGUCUACGAAUGGAACAGUAUGGUUAUGGGGUAUAAAAAAUCCCCACAGAUAUUGCCGCGUAUAAUGGACAAAAUUUUUAAGACCUCGGAGGGAAAUCUAUAG